CUUUUUAUUCACAUUUUACGUUUCCUACUCCACGUUUCUCUCUUAAACAUCCAAACCAAAGCAGAGACAAGAACUUCUCCAAUAUGGCCAACUCCAACAGAUUGUUUGGCGUUGUGCGGAGGAGCCAUCUCCGGCGAUCUCCCAGCAGAAUCAUCACUACUCGCUCAUCAAUCCCAGACACCACUAGGGACCACACUGCCGCCAUUAAAAUCCAAGCUUUCUUUGUUGACCAUUGCAAUGCAAGUGUCGUAGGGAAGGAUAGC
Messenger RNA from Eruca vesicaria subsp. sativa (arugula), 263 nucleotides. The record is from the annotation of a GenBank genome assembly. NCBI's taxonomy places the organism in Eukaryota, Viridiplantae, Streptophyta, Magnoliopsida, Brassicales, Brassicaceae.